GAAAUGACUCGCCAAAGAACAGCGAAGACAGUGGAAGAACGGAAAUACUACAGUGAAUUUUAUCCUCACUGAGUGGCCUGUUUACAUGAUCUCUUACGCUUUAUGAGUGGCCUUGCAAGGUGCCUAUGUAUCCAACUGUUUACCAGCUUUAGACCUUCUUCAGGGAUGCGUUGCGACAGCAGACUCCUGUCGUCCUUCAUCACCGGUGCCCUGACAGCCACUACAGUCACCCUGUUCUUAUUACGCGUCGUGCCGGGGACAUACGUUGUGCUGCCGUGUGACCCCACGAUCACAGCUCGUCCAGUCUUGAUGGAAGAUUACUUCGACCACAUCGAAAAGCAAGAGGUCUUCCCUGAUGACAGCCUCAUCGACACACGUCCACUCCAUUCGCACGGGGUGAAAGAAGUCAUCGCCUUACACAGCAAGAAGUCACGCCCACAAAAGAAGAAGAAGAAAAAGACCCCACAGGAGAAAGACCUCCCCCACCAGAAGUUGACCUCUAAAGUCGACACUCAAACCACCAAAGAGGCCGUCGAUGCGCCAAAGGAUCUCCAGCAGCAGCUGAAGGAUUUGCAAGAGAAAGAGAACCUCCUGAAAGGGUCCGUUUGGUCGGUCAGUGUGCAACAGCAACCGAAACAGAGGAAGGAGCAGCAGGAGCAGCUACAGAUCAAGCAACAUCUGGAAGAGAUACAGCUGCAUUUGCAGAAACAGUCAGAGGAGAUCAAACAGAAACUUGAGGAAGAAAUUAAGAAGAGGAAGCUGAAAGGCAAAGCUGCAGAAAUGUUCAAGGAAAAGUAUGGGACGGGGCUACAUCUGCAGCAGAACAGCUUACAGAAACAUCCAGUAGACAAGAAGAAAAGUGAGAGUGAAAUAAGGUCACAAAUGGAAAAGAACGAAAUCCCAGCCAGAAGGAAGAGAGAUUCCUACCCAAAGAAAAACUCUGUUGCUCAAGUGAACAGUCACAAUAAAAUCCCGAAACAUCAGAAACCUCCGGACUCCAAACUUCUUCAGGCCAUUAUAAAAAAGAAAAUUGAUCCUCUGGGGUUAUACACUAACAAUUACAACAAGUUAUUGCACCAUCACAACAAAGAGAAUGAGAAUGAUGGUUAUCAAUUGUCUAUGCAAGAAUUCCCAGCCACCAAAGCAUCAACUGGGGCAAUCACAUCAGUGCCAAAAUUUAGUCAAGUUCUACCACUCAAGACCAAAGCUAGUCAGGUAUCACCUUGAGUGUAGUAUUAAGUAGCUAC
Molecule: messenger RNA, 1247 nt
Organism: Macrobrachium nipponense
Lineage: Eukaryota; Metazoa; Arthropoda; Malacostraca; Decapoda; Palaemonidae
Exons: 3
Coding region: 103-1227 (374 amino acids)
Source: RefSeq, a predicted model, not a curated record